Molecule: messenger RNA, 4134 nt
Organism: Apaloderma vittatum (bar-tailed trogon)
Lineage: Eukaryota; Metazoa; Chordata; Aves; Trogoniformes; Trogonidae
Gene: SNED1
Product: sushi, nidogen and EGF-like domains 1
Biological process (GO): cell-matrix adhesion
Molecular function (GO): calcium ion binding; protein binding
Source: RefSeq, a predicted model, not a curated record
ACACGGAAGCAGGACGACGGCGGCUCCGAGCUGCGGCCUCUCUCUGUCCCUUUCCCCUUCUUUGGUGCAGGGCACACUGGUCUCUAUGUGAACAACAAUGGCAUCAUCUCAUUCCUGAGGGAGGUCUCCCAGUUCACACCAGUGGCUUUCCCCAUCUCCAAGGACCGGCGUGUGGUGGCUGCUUUCUGGGCAGAUGUGGAUAACCGGCGGGCGGGCGAUGUGUAUUACCGGGAGACUACUGAGCAGCCCAUCUUGGAGAGAGCGAGCAAGGACAUUGCACAGUAUUUCCCUGAGUUCCUGGGGUUUUCUGCACAGUGGGUCUUCAUUGCGACUUGGUACCGAGUGACCUUCUUUGGGGGCAGUUCAUUUUCACCGGUAAACACUUUCCAGAUUGUCCUCAUCACAGAUGGAAAACUCUCCUUCACCAUCUUCAACUAUGAGUCCAUCACCUGGACCACGGGUAUGCACGCCAGCAGUGGGGGGGACUUUGCUGGGCUUGGCGGCAUUGCAGCACAGGCAGGUUUUAAUGCUGGUGAUGGAAAGCGUUACUUCAACAUCCCUGGAUCUCGCACCGAUGACAUCGCUGACGUGGAGAUGACGACAAAUGUGGGUAUCCCCGGGCGCUGGGUGUUCAGAAUCGAUGAUGCCCAGGUGCAAGUGGGGGGCUGCAGCAAUACAACUUCUGUCUGCCUGACGCUGCGGCCCUGCCUGAAUGGGGGGAAGUGUAUUGAGGACUGCAUCACGGGGAACCCCUCCUACACCUGUUCCUGCCUGGCUGGCUUUACCGGAAAGAGGUGCCAUAUUGAUGUGGAUGAGUGUCUCUCCCACCCCUGUCAGAAUGGAGCCACGUGCUUCAACGGCGCUGGCAACUUCAGCUGCAGGUGCCUGCCAGGCUUCAGAGGUGCCAACUGUGAGACUGAAGAGGCACCAUGUGAGAACAGGGUGUGCCAGAAUGGUGGGAGGUGCCAGGCAGUGAACAGGACAGCGGAGUGCUUGUGCCAGCCAGGGUACACGGGAGUGGACUGCCAGACAGAGGUGAAUGAGUGUGAGUCCAACCCAUGCCUGAAUGGUGGGCACUGCAUUGACCUGGUUGAUAACUACACCUGUGUGUGCCUGGAGCCCUUCGUGGGAAAGCGCUGUGAGACAGACUUGUCUUCCUGUGAGGACCGUAGCUGCCGGAACCGGCAGACAUGCAACUACAUCCGCCCUGGCCGUUAUAUCUGCACCUGUUCCCCGGGUUAUUAUGGCAACAACUGCCAGUAUGGUGGGCCCCGUGUACCUGGUGCCUGCCUCUCCCACCCAUGCCAGAAUGCAGGUAGCUGCCUGGAGACGGAGCAGGGCUACAUCUGUGAAUGCCAGGAGGGCUACACUGGGCAGGAUUGUCAAGACAAGCUCUCGGAGGGCUGUGAGUGUCGCAAUGGGGGCAGUUGUUUGGAGGGGAACAUCACCAUCUGCCAGUGCCUGCCUGGGUUUUUUGGUCUCCUUUGUGAAUUUGAAGUCACCACUACACCAUGCAACAUGAACACACAGUGCCCGGAUGGUGGGUACUGCAUGGAGUAUGGUGGGAGCUACCUCUGCGUUUGCCACACAGACUACGGCACCAACCACACAAUGCCAUCCCCCUGUGACUCGGAGCCCUGCCUGAAUGGUGGGUCUUGUGAAGUUCAUGAUGAUUCAUACAUCUGUGACUGUCCUCGAGGCUUCCUUGGCAAGCACUGUGAGAAAGCUAAGCCACGGCUCUGCAGUACAGGGCCCUGUCGCAAUGGGGGCACCUGCAGGGAGGCAGAUGGCGAGUACCACUGCACCUGUCCGUACCGCUUCACCGGCAAGCACUGUGAGAUCGGUAAGCCAGACCCCUGCACCUCGGGGCCCUGCCAGAAUGGGGGUACCUGCUUCCACUACAUCGGCAAAUACAAGUGUGACUGUCCGCUGGGCUACGCUGGCCGGCACUGUGAGAUUGUGCCCUACCUAUGCUUCCUUAGCCCUUGUGAGAAUGGUGCUACCUGCAAGGACCUCAGUGGGGCCUAUGCUUGCAUAUGCCCUAUAGGUUAUGUAGGGAAGCACUGCCAGUUUGAGGUUGACUGCGGCAUCCCCAGUGAGGUGAAGCAUGCCCAAGCCACUUUCAACUCCACCAAAGUGGGCUCACUGGCUGAAUACCAGUGUGAGCAGGGCUACAGUCUCAGUCAGCACAACCACCCCCGCAUCUGCCGCCUGCCAGGUGUAUGGAGCGACCCCCCUGAAUGCGAUGAAAUCAACGAGUGCUGGUCCCAACCCUGCCUGAAUGGUGGCCAGUGCAAGGACCGUAUUGCUGAGUUUCUGUGCUUGUGUGAGCCAGGUUACACCGGUCGCCACUGUGAGUCAGAUGUUGACAACUGCCAGUCAGAGCCCUGUAAGAAUGGUGGGACCUGCCAGAAUCUCCCCGGGUCCUUUGCUUGCUACUGUCCUAAGGGCUUUGUGGGGACCCAGUGUGAGACAGAAGUGGAUGCCUGUGAGUCGGGUCCUUGCCAAAACGGAGGUGCCCCGUGCUUCCCCAGCCCCUGUGGGAGCAGAGGCUACUGCCUGCCUGGUAAUGGCACCUACGGCUGUACCUGCAAAGUCAGCUACACAGGCAAGAGCUGCGAAAAAGAAUUGCUGCCACCAACCUCAUUAAAGGUGGAAAGGGUGGAGGACACUGGUGUAUUGAUUUCUUGGCAUCCACCUGAGGACACAGCUGCCAGGCAACUCAUUGACGGCUACGCCGUGACGUACGUAUCCCUCGACGGCUCUUACCGCAGGACAGAUUUUGUGGACCGAAGUCGUUCUGCCCACCAAUUGCGGGCACUAGCCUCCGGCAGAGCCUACAAUAUUUCUGUCUUUUCAGUCAAACGCAACGUGAACAACAAGAAUGAUAUCAGCAGGCCCAUCAUGCUCACCACGCGCACUAGACCGCGUCCGGUGGAAGGCUUUGAGAUCAUGAACGUGACAGCCAGCACUAUCACAGUGCAAUGGGCUCUCCACCAGCUCAAGCACUCCACUGUCAGUAGGGUGCGUGUCUCCAUCCGCCAGCUGGGAGACCUGGCAGACCGCAUGGUGGAGCUGAACAGCAGUGUGGCCAAGUACACUUUCCUGGACCUGCAGCCAGGAGAGAGGUACAUCAUCCACGUCACAACACUGAGUGGCCUGAGGACAGAAGACCACCCCUCGGAGAGUCUGGCCACAGCCCCCUUCCAUGUGUGGACUAGGCCUCUACCUCCGCAAAAUCUCACUGCCUCCCGUGUCACCGCCACCUCUGUGUCUAUGGCAUGGGAGCAGCCACCUACUGGGGCCGUGGAGGGGUACAUCAUCAAUGUCACUACCGCUCAGAGUGUGAAGAGCCGUUAUGUGCCCAAUGGGAAGCUCGUAUCCUACAUCGUACGGGACCUACUCCCCUGGCAGCGGUACCGCCUAUCUGUGACAGCUGUGCAGAACACAGAGCAAGGCCAAGUGCACAGCGAGCCCAUCCACCUCUACAUCACCACCUUGCAGAGGGAUGGGGCUCCAGAGAGGCGAAGCCAAGCUGGACACCUCCGGGUCCUGCGCAACAGGCUGCCCCCAGCUUUCCUACCUGAACUCCACUUGCUAGGUGAUCAUAACACAGCUGAGGAGCCUUCACCAGCCCCCAGGUUCACUGAGCUGGUGGAUGGCAGAGGGAGGAUCAACACCAGGUUCAGCACUGCCCUGGGAAAAUCCAUCACUGUAAAGACGCAGCCAGAGGUUCCAGUGAAGCUGGAGAAUGUGGAGAUGUCCAGCCAGGACAGUCUGGCACUGCAGUUUCGCGAGGCAAAGAGCAAGAGUAAGGGGCAGAACUGCUUCAUGAACCCCUGCAGGAAUGGAGGCACCUGCACCAGGGAUGCUGAGUCCUACCACUGCAACUGCCGCCUGGGAUUCAAGGGCCAGCUCUGUGAGCUGGUCUGUAACAAGACUCAACAGUUGUGCACGUGAGUGUACUAAACCAAGUCAUUCCCUGUGUGGGAAGGAGGCACCUGCCACUACCUGUACAGGAGAAUCUGCGAGGUACAGCAGGAUGUCUGCUACAAGGAGAGCUGUGAGAGCACCAGUUCCAAGAAGACAACCAGCAGAAAACCAAGCAACAGUCACACACUGAAGAAGCUGUAG